Molecule: messenger RNA, 3133 nt
Organism: Zingiber officinale
Lineage: Eukaryota; Viridiplantae; Streptophyta; Magnoliopsida; Zingiberales; Zingiberaceae
Product: kinesin-like protein KIN-13A
Exons: 12
Coding region: 347-2737 (796 amino acids)
Biological process (GO): microtubule-based movement
Molecular function (GO): ATP binding; microtubule binding; microtubule motor activity
Source: RefSeq, a predicted model, not a curated record
UCUUCCUCUUUCCUUCUUCCAUCACGAACGCCUGCCUCCUGCCAUCUCUCUCUGUCUCUCUCUCGUUCGUUCCCUUCCAGUCCAAGAAACCUCCUUCCCCUUCCCGUUUCUCCAGAAUCGAUUAGGGUUCCCAAUCCCUACUCCUCGAUCUGGUCCCCCAUUGCCCCCAAUUCCUCAGAUCUCGAUCCGCAGCGUCUUCCCUCGAAAGUCGGAUCUUCGAGUCCAAAUCAGGCUCCGAGGUCGUACCUCUGUCCGACGCCUUGAUUUCAUCCGAUCUGCUUCCCGGAUCUCGGAUUCGCCUCCUGCGGCCGGCAAGUUGGCGCCCCAACGCAGGGCGCAGCGCCACAUGGGUGGUGGCCAGUUGCAGCAGGGCGCCGCCGGCGGCAGCGCGGCGGCCGCUCUGUAUGACCAUCACCCUGGCACUGCGGCUGGCCCCGGCGGCGAGGAUGCUGUGAUGGCACGGUGGCUCCAAUCCGCUGGGCUUCAGCACCUGGCGUCGCCCAUGGCGUCGUCUGACAAUCGCGCGCUUCCGAAUCUCCUGAUGCAGGGCUAUGGACCGCAGACUAUGGAGGAGAAGCAGAAACUCUAUAAGCUUUUCAGGAAUUUGAAUUUCAAUGGGGAGUCUAUUUCUGAACCCUAUACUCCAACAGCACAAAGUCUGGGCAGCACGAGUGCAGCAGAUGGUUUUUAUUCACCUGAAUUAAGAGGGGAGUUUGGAGCGGGACUUUUGGAUCUUCAUGCAAUGGAUGACACUGAGCUUCUUUCAGAUCAUGUCUUUUCCGAACCAUUUGAGCCAUCCCCGUUCUUUCCCACUAAGGGGCUUGAUGAUGAAUACGAUCCAUCUUCUAAACAAGGACGUGUGGAUGGUAAUAUCAGGCCAUUGGACAAUGAAAAAGAGAUUAACACUAAAGAGAACAAUGUUGCAAAGAUCAAAGUUGUGGUCCGUAAAAGACCUCUAAACAAGAAAGAGAGAUCCCGAAAGGAGGAUGACAUUGUCACUGUAAAUGACAAUGCUUGUUUAACUGUCCAUGAGCCUAAGUUAAAGGUUGAUUUGACUGCAUAUGUGGAAAGACAUGAGUUCUGUUUUGAUGCUGUUUUGGAUGAGCAUGUUACUAAUGAUGAGGUAUAUCGUGCGACAGUUGAGCCAAUUAUACCCAUCAUCUUUGAGCGAACAAAAGCAACCUGCUUUGCUUAUGGCCAAACAGGCAGUGGAAAGACAUAUACCAUGCAACCUUUGCCGCUCCGAGCUGCAGAAGACAUUGUUCGCUUGUUAAAUCAACCCGUUUACCGCAAUCAAAAGUUUAAACUAUGGCUUAGUUACUUUGAGAUAUACGGUGGAAAGCUCUUUGAUCUUCUUUGUGAUCGAAGGAAACUUUGCAUGAGAGAAGAUGGGAAGCAACAAGUUUGCAUUGUUGGACUACAGGAAUUUGAGGUCACAGAUGUUCUGAUGGUUAAGGAAUUUAUUGAGAAAGGAAAUGGUUCAAGAAGCACUGGUUCUACUGGAGCUAAUGAGGAAUCAUCAAGAUCCCAUGCUAUUUUGCAGUUGGCUAUUAAGAAACACAAGGAAGUAGAAGAUAACAGACGACAGAAAGAAAAUAAUGAUUCACGAGGUGUCAAAGUCAUUGGAAAGAUUUCUUUUAUUGAUCUUGCUGGGAGUGAGCGAGGUGCUGAUACAACAGACAAUGAUCGCCAAACAAGAAUUGAGGGAGCAGAAAUAAACAAGAGUCUUUUGGCAUUAAAGGAAUGCAUACGUGCCCUAGACAAUGAUCAACUACAUAUCCCUUUUAGAGGGAGCAAAUUGACUGAGGUGCUUCGUGAUUCUUUUGUUGGCAAUUCAAGAACUGUCAUGAUUUCAUGCAUUUCUCCCAAUGCCGGUUCUUGUGAACAUACUCUGAACACAUUGAGAUAUGCUGACAGGGUUAAAAGUCUGUCCAAGAGUGGAAAUGCUAGAAAAGAUCAGGCACCUGCACCAUUGGUUCCUUCAGGCAAGGAAUCAGCACCAUCAUCUCAAUUUACAGUUGAUGCUGAUGAACAAAAUCAAGGUCCGAAUGCAGUGGAAUUGCCCAAGAGUAAUGCAGAAUUUUUUUUUCAGGCUUCAUCUGAGCUCGAUAGGAAUUCUCUUGGAAUGACAAAUUACUUCCCUAGCGGAAGGGAAGAGAGAAUGCAAGUACCAGGUUCUUUCGAUAGUGAAAGAGCUGAGAUGAAAUUUAAGAAUGCUGGUUAUGGAAAUAAACCAUAUUCUAUUCAGAAUUCACUUGACACCCAAGAUGAAGAUAAAGUAUCAAAGGUUUCCCCACCUCGUAGAAAAUUGCCCAAAGAAGAAAAGAGUGAGAGACAGAACAACUGGUCUAGAAAAGAGAGUGGACCUCAGUUGGUAUCUUCUAGUCAUAAGCAGCAGCAAGUAUUUGAUUCUUCUUCUGAGAUCCCAUCAAAAAAGUAUGAUCAGGAAGUUUCAUGUAAUGAUGAUGAAAUAAAUGCACUACUUGAGGAAGAGGAUGCUCUUAUAGCAGCUCAUAGAAAGGAAAUUGAGAAUACAAUGGAGAUAGUACGUGAAGAAAUGAAUUUGUUGGCUGAAAUUGAUCAACCAGGCAGUUUUAUCGACAACUAUGUAACUCAGCUGAACUUUGUUCUCUCGCGCAAGGCUGCUGGGCUGGUCAGCCUCCAGGCCCGGCUGGCGAGGUUCCAGCAACGCCUAAAAGAACACGAGAUUCUUAGCAGGAAAAAAGGGCCCAAAUAGUUUCCAAUCAGCAUUCAUCAUUUUCAGACUUCCUCUCUUUUGCUAUUCUUCCUGGUAGGUCUGAAGGACCAACCACCCUACGAGAGCCUUUUGCCCUCUUGACCUGGAUGGAUACUUGCAUUGGAUCGGUGGGCUUCUGGCUGGCAUGGAAAGGUGCCUGGAUGGGAGUGUGAGUGGUUCUUCAUGUUCCAUCCGUUUGAAUCCCCGAUCAUGUUGUUUAUGAUAUGUUUGUUUGUUCCGAGCUACUUUUAGCGUGCCUAAAUGGUGAGAUGUGUGCAAAGUGUCUCGCAACGUGAGAUAAUAGUGAUUACAAAGCUUGGCUACGUGACCAGGUUGUUAUUUUAUUGGAUAAUAACAAUUUGAAUGUUGUGGCAGGAUGAUGUGCUCGUUCUACAA